Messenger RNA from Pseudophryne corroboree (corroboree frog), 3389 nucleotides. It is a transcript of the gene ADAT1, whose product is annotated as adenosine deaminase tRNA specific 1. The transcript has 10 exons. Lineage: Eukaryota; Metazoa; Chordata; Amphibia; Anura; Myobatrachidae. Gene Ontology annotation, biological process: tRNA processing. Gene Ontology annotation, molecular function: RNA binding; tRNA-specific adenosine deaminase activity. Bases 99 to 1499 code for a protein of 466 amino acids. The record is from RefSeq and is a predicted model, not a curated record.
CGAAGAGUAAGUAGACGCUACCCUGGCUCAUCUCUCCCCCCUCCUCUCCUGGGUGCUGUGUGACGUCAUCAUCACAAGGAGACGGCUCGCAGAGAAACAUGGCCGCCGGGCCGGGGACUGCGGAUGAGGUUGCGACUCUGUGUUACGAUCAUUACCGCACAAAGCUACCUAAGCAAGGCCUGCCAGAUCCCAGCAGGGAGUGGACUCUGAUGGCGGCGGUCAUACAAGUGGAAGCCGCACAGGGAAAGGAAGACGCCAGGAAAGUUGUCGCUAUGGGAACUGGGACAAAAUGCAUCGGUCAAUCAAAAUUCCGCAAGACGGGUGACAUCCUCCAUGACAGUCACGCAGAGAUAAUUGCCAAGCGGAGCUUUCAGAGGUACCUCCUGCACCAGCUUUCCUUGGCACUGUCUGGCAGCAGAGACUCCGUGUUUGUUCCUGCAGGUGAUUCUGCCACGUGGAUGCUGAAGUCAGAGGUGUCCUUUAUAUUCUUCACCAGUCACACACCUUGUGGAGACGCCUCGAUUAUCCCCGCGGUUCCCCUAGAGGACCAGCUGUGCCCCACCGCCGCGGUGUCAGAAGAGCCGCCAUUGCUUUGUAGCUCUGUGGACAGAGGAUGUAAAAGGAAGUGGGUGACCUGCGAGUCCUCACUCGGUAACAAGAAGAUAAAGCAAGAUGGCGGAGAUGGAGGAAGUGAGAUGAGUGCUGUACCUGGCGCAGAAAAUGAGAGCGCAGUCAGGAAACCCGCGCCUAAAGUCACGGAUGUAUACAGAACUGGAGCCAAGUGUGUUCCCGGGGAGGCUCAGGAUAGUCACGGCCCAGGGGUGGACUAUCACACGGUGGGAGCGCUGCGUGUGAAGCCAGGCCGCGGGGACCGCACGUUAUCCAUGUCUUGCAGUGAUAAGAUGGCUCGGUGGAACGUGGUCGGCUGCCAGGGAGCGCUGCUGGCUCACUUUCUGCAGCAGCCGAUCUACCUGUCCUCCCUUGUGGUCGGGAAGUGUCCGUUCAGUCUGCGGUGUAUGGAGAGGGCCCUUCACAGUAGGUGCCAGCGUGUAACGGGUCUGCCAGAAGGAUUCCGGGUACAUACAGUACAGAUCGCCCAGUCACACGUAAAUUUCCAGCAUGGGAGGGAUGCGCUGAGAACAGCGGACGGCGCGAGGAAGCUCGUCCCUGGUGGCGCAGCUGUUAGUUGGUGUGCAGUACCGGAGCAGCCUCUAGAUGUCACCGCUAACGGGUACAAGCAAGGAACCACCAAAAAAGCAGUUGGAACCCCGCAGUCCAGAUCUCGGAUCUGUAAAGCAGAAUUAUUUAGCACUUUCCGGCAUCUGGUAGAGCGUCUGUCGGAGGAGCAGAUCCCACAUUCACUCAGGGGCAGAGAACUGACGACGUAUCGUGAUUACAAAGAAGCUGCUGUAUCCUACCAGCUGGCCUGGAAGCAGUUACGGGAACAAGCCUUUACCUCCUGGAUCCAGAGCCCGCGGGAGUACCUGGACUUCAGCUGAGACCUACACCACAACCAGCGCUCACUCGUGUCUUCUCAGACGUGCUGUGAGAGAGAAACAGGACCUUGCUCCACGUCAUAUACAAUCCACAGCAAUCUGCUCCUUCCUCGGACCUUUCUUUUAUGGAAAUAAGUUGGACGACUUUAUCCCGGAAUUAUGGACAUUUUGUGACCAAUAAGCUGCGGCUGCACUCUGAGCGUAUUUCCUCCCCAGUACAGCUAGGGGGACAUUUCUAUAAGCCUACCUUAUUGCAUGCACCCCACUCUUCCAUAUCUGCAGGAGAAUGGGGGUUGCAUGUGGUAUGGCGUUCUUACACACAGCUCUUACUCACAGUCUGAGGAGAGGUCAUUGCAACGCUCAUACCGGUGCAACAAGAUACCUACAGCAUAAAACCGCCUCUACCGCCGCAUAAUAGCAGAUCUGCUGCUGUCAGAACCGCCACUAAUAAACGGUAGUGAUGUGAGAUGCGGCCAGAGCGUACAGACCUGUAAUGCAGUUAUCUUAAGGUGGGUACACACUAAUAGAUAUAUCUGCAGAUCAAUUGAUCUGCAGAUAUAUCUAUGGUCGGAUCGGGCAGUGUGUUGAGCAUACACACUGCCCGAUUUGUCGGGGGACUGGCGUCAUGAACUGGGCGGGCGUGGACACGCCCGCCCAGUUCAGCUGUCAAUCAGCGACGCGCCAAUAUAUCAGUAGAUAUAUUGGCCGCCGGCUGUGCUGCGGGGCCGAUGCGAUACGUCUGUGAACGACGGAGUUCACAGACGUCUCGAACGUACACACUGGCCGACGGACCCGCGAUAUAUCGACCGUUCAAGAGAACGGUCAAUAUAUCGGCCAGUGUGUACAGGCCUUUAGUGUCUGUCAGUUAGGCUUUCAGUGCCCAUUAAGGUAACACCCUGGAGCUUACUGAGUCGCAUGCCGCAGCGUCCUUGUGGGUCGCAAUGCUGCUAAAAGCCCCUUCCUUGUGUACAGCCGUGUGUCUCUGUGUGCAGCAACUGAGACGCCAACUAGGACUGUCUGUAGACGCUCAAAUACCGGUUAAUGCGUCUUUAGUAGUGCCAUCGGUAGCUGCUUUUAGCCGCUGUAGCGUAUGGGCUACAUUUUGCAGAAACUACCGGGACCACACACGUGCAGGAGCCCUGAUAGAGCGAAGAGACGGCUCAUACGGUUACUUCAGUCCGAGCACAUCGGAGGACGCGCUUCUUUCUGAGUCUCGGUUCCUGCAUGUGAACAAUGAUACAUCCCGCCAGUACGUCAUUUCUGAUUGCAGCGAUAAGAAAGUACAAUUAUUCAGUGUGAAAUCCUAUCAUUGGUACAUAAACCCCAUAUUAACAAGCUCAUUCCUGUGCUGGGCAUUAACGUACAAUUAUCUGGCCGAUCCACGGAAUAGCGGCAGAUCUCACAGAUAAUUGUAGUGUAUUGUGGCCACCGACCACUAAUUAUUGGUCUGUUAGAAACUGGUCCGAAAGAUCAGGUAAUUAGUCGGCCGCAUCAGAGGAAGUGUUUCCCCCUCAGAGGAGGAACCUAGCUUUGGCGGCCACAUACUGUAACUAUCUCAGUGUCUAGCCACGUUAUCUGACGGGCUUUACCUUGUCAGAUACAUGUCUGACAGUGAACGUUCCGCAUAGGCCAGUUUAGCAUUUAAACUUAAUAUUGUAAUAGAAAAGGAACAAGUUAUAGAAAUCUAACCACAUGCUUGAUCUAAAGAGCUCACAAUCUAAGCCGUUAUCUUAAAUACAACAUAGACAUAAAUAUCAACACAAGACAAGUUCCCCACACAACACCAUUAAUGUACUGAAUUGUUUUAUUUGCAGGAAAGGUGCAUAGUUACAUCUCGGUAAUUACUGAGUAACAAUACCAAUCACUAAUAGUCUGAUACCUAUAACUAAUAAU